CUCCCCCUCCGCGGGCUGCAACAGGUGCCUCCCGGAGCAGGAAGCUCGCGCCGCCGCCGCCACCGCUCAGCUCGCCCGGCGAGUCCAGGACCCGCAGCGCCAGCGCGCCAUCCCCGGGCCCGCGUGCGUCCCCUCGAGGACAGGGACCCCGCCACCUCUCCGCUUCGCUUCCUGCCCCUUUCCCGCUACCCGCCCCCCCGCCCCCCCUCGGCCCCUCUCCUGGGCCGAGCCCGCGCUCGCCCCCCGCCCCGCCACCACCCUCCCGCGGCUUUGCGCGCCAUGGACGCCCCGGAGCAGCAGCCCGACCCCGACGGCGGGGACGCCCCGGGCCACGAGCCCGGGGGCAGCCCCCAAGACGAGUUCGACUUCUCCAUCCUCUUCGACUAUGAGUAUUUGAAUCCUAUCGAAGAAGAACCGAAUGCACAUAAGGUCGCCAGCCCACCCUCCAGACUCGCAUACCCCGAUGAAGUCCUGGACUAUGGCCUCAAGCCAUACAGCCCCCUCCCCAGUCUCCCUGGCGAACCCCCCGGCGGAUUCGGAGAGCCGGAUAGGGUAGGGCCGCAGAACUUUCUGAGCCCGGCGGCCAAGCCAGCGGGGGCCUCGGGCCUGAGCCCUCGGAUCGAGAUCACUCCAUCUCACGAACUGAUGCAGGCAGGGGGCCCCCUCCGCGGCAGAGACACUGGCCUGCUGGGGGAGCAGCCGUCCCUGGCCGGCGUGGCCGCCAGCCCGCGGUUCACCCUGCCCGUGCCCGGCUUCGAGGGCUACCGCGAGCCGCUUUGCUUGAGCCCCGCUAGCAGCGGCUCCUCUGCGAGCUUCAUUUCCGACACCUUCUCCCCCUACACCUCGCCCUGCGUCUCGCCCAAUAACGGCGGGCCCGACGACCUGUGUCCGCAGUUUCAACACAUCCCUGCUCAUUAUUCCCCCAGAACCUCGCCAAUAAUGUCACCUCGAACCAGCCUCGCUGAGGACAGCUGCCUGGGCCGCCACUCGCCCGUGCCCCGUCCGGCCUCCCGCUCCUCGUCGCCUGGUGCCAAGCGGAGGCAUUCGUGUGCCGGGGCCUUGGUUGCCCCGCUGCCCGGAGCCUCACCCCAGCGCUCCCGGAGCCCCUCGCCGCAGCCCCGGGACGACGGCGCCCCCGCUGGGUAUCCCCCCACGGCUGGCUCUGCCGUCCUCAUGGAUGCCCUGAACAGCCUCGCCGCGGACUCGCCUUGUGGCAUCCCCCCCAAGAUGUGGAAGACGAGCCCCGACCCCUCGCCGGUGUCCGCCGCCGCCCCGCCCAAGGCCGGCCUGCCCCGCCACAUCUACCCGGCCGUGGAGUUCCUGGGGCCCUGCGAGCAGGAGGAGGGGAGGAGCUCGGCCCCCGAGUCCAUCUUGCUGGUGCCGCCCACCUGGCCCAAGCAGCUGGUGCCUGCCAUUCCCAUCUGCAGCAUCCCAGUGACGGCAUCUCUCCCUCCGCUUGAGUGGCCGCUCUCCCACCAGUCGGGCUCCUAUGAGCUGCGGAUAGAGGUGCAGCCCAAGCCACAUCACCGCGCCCACUAUGAGACCGAAGGCAGCCGAGGGGCUGUCAAAGCUCCAACUGGUGGCCACCCGGUUGUUCAGCUCCAUGGCUACAUGGAAAACAAGCCCCUGGGACUUCAGAUCUUCAUUGGGACAGCUGAUGAGCGGAUCCUUAAGCCCCACGCCUUCUACCAGGUGCACCGAAUCACAGGCAAAACCGUCACUACCACCAGCUACGAGAAGAUCGUGGGCAACACCAAAGUCCUGGAGAUCCCUCUCGAGCCAAAAAACAACAUGAGGGCAACCAUUGAUUGCGCCGGGAUCCUGAAGCUUCGGAACGCCGACAUCGAGCUGCGCAAAGGCGAGACGGACAUCGGCAGGAAGAACACCCGGGUGCGCCUGGUGUUCCGCGUGCACAUUCCAGAGUCCAGCGGCAGGAUCGUCUCCCUGCAGACGGCGUCUAACCCCAUCGAGUGCUCCCAGCGAUCCGCCCACGAGCUGCCCAUGGUGGAGAGACAGGACAUCGACAGCUGCCUGGUUUACGGGGGCCAACAGAUGAUCCUCACCGGACAGAACUUCACAGCCGAAUCCAAAGUCGUGUUUACUGAGAAGACCACAGAUGGGCAGCAAAUUUGGGAGAUGGAAGCGACGGUGGAUAAAGACAAGAGCCAGCCCAACAUGCUUUUUGUUGAGAUCCCCGAGUAUCGAAACAAGCACAUCCGUGCAUCGGUGAAGGUGAACUUCUAUGUCAUCAAUGGGAAAAGGAAACGAAGUCAGCCUCAGCACUUUACCUAUCACCCAGUCCCAGCCAUCAAGACGGAGCCCACUGAUGAGUACGACCCCACCUUGAUCUGCAGCCCCGCGCACGGGGGCCUGGGCAGCCAGCCUUACUACCCACAGCACCCGGUGGUCGCUGAAUCUCCCUCCUGCCUCGUGGCCACCAUGGCGCCCUGCCAGCAAUUCCGCUCGGGGCUCCCGUCCCCCGACGCCCGCUACCAGCAGCAGAACCCCGCGGCCGUCCUCUACCAGCGGAGCAAGAGCCUAAGCCCCAGCCUGCUGGGCUACCAGCAGCCGGCCCUCAUGGCCGCGCCCCUGUCCCUGGCAGACGCCCACCGCUCCGUGCUGGUGCACGCCGGCUCCCAGGGCCAGAGCGCCCCGCUGCUCCACCCCUCCCCGGCCAACCAGCAGGCCUCGCCAGUGAUCCACUACUCGCCCACCAACCAGCCGCUGCGCUGCGGCAACCACCAGGAAUUCCAGCACAUCCUGUACUGCGAGAACUUCGCGCCUGGCCCCACCAGGCCUGGCCCGCCCCCCGCCAGUCAAGGCCAGAGGCUGAGCCCGGGCUCCUACCCCACGGUCAUUCAGCAGCAGAGCGCCACCAGCCAAAGAGCCGCCAAAAACGGACCCCCGGUCAGUGACCAAAAGGAAGUAUUACCCACAGGAGUGACAAUUAAACAGGAGCAGAACUUGGACCAGACCUACUUGGAUGACGAGCUGAUAGACACACACCUUAGCUGGAUACAAAACAUAUUAUGAAACAGAAUGACUGUGAUCUUUGAUCCAAGAAAUCAAAGUUAAAGUUAAUGAAAUUAUCAGGAAGGAGUUUUCAGGACCUCCCGCCAGAAAUCAGACGUAGAAGAUGCCAUUAGCAAGACACCUUCCGUAUCUGACCCCUGGGAGCCUUCCACUGCCCUCACCUUCUGUUUCCUUUACUGUACAUCUCCUGGCCCGGAGGCCAUGCGCGGGACGAGGUCCUGGCAGAAAGCUGACUCUCGAUUAAGGAGCUCGCCACCUCUCUGUGUAAAACACCAGAGAGAACACUCUGCCUUUUGAUUUGGGGUUUAAAUCCCAGAGAGCAUCUCGGUUGACUUUCCUGGUGUCCCAUCCAAAAACCUUAAGUGCCUGCUGAGCAAACACACAAGACAGCACGCCGGACCGGCCCGAGAACGGAGUGACCGGAGCCUGGGGUGUGGGCUGGGCUGGGGAAUGGAAGAUGUGGGCCCCCGUGAUUAAACCCCAGCCCUGCGUUCAUUUUUCCAGGUCACAGAUACAGCUCCUGUACCUUUUGAAGGAAAGGAGUUUUCAAACAGAGCCACCCAAGGAACGUGACCCGAGCGGGCCUGGCUUCCGGGCUGAAGAAAAAACCAGAAGCCGGACCAUCCUCCUUAGGGACCGCCUGGUCCCGGCCACGGUCGGGCCACGGCUGAACCCUUAUUGGUCAGUUUCGUCAUUCUGAAGCAAGACUGUCUGGCCCACACCAGAUGACCGGUUAAAACUCAGCCUUAAGUUAUGAGACGUGUCCACGUUUGUUACUUUUGUCUCCGCUUCCAAGAGCCAGCCCGAGGUGGCUGGAUUGGGGGAGCUCUCUGGGCCCGCUGCUCCUCAACCUUGCAGAGAGCGGCAGGCCUGGAGCAGGGACCCCAGCCCGCAGCGUGAGCCCCGGCCUCCGCAGGCCUGCAGGCCGGGGGCUUUCUGCUAGCCUCGCUUGCUUUCUCCCUGGUGGCCAGAGCGCUUUUCCACGAACUGGUGAAGAAGAUCUCAAGCAUGUGCGUUGAAUUGUGAGACAGAAUCCCAGAAGAGCUAUAGCAACCAAAGGGAAAAAAGAAAACCCCAAAACCCAAAAAACCACGGAAAUGGUGCAGGGAUUUUUGUGAAGUAUGGAACGAGGCAGGCGGCGGGCAGGCCUGAGUAUUUCUGGAAGUGGGUUCCCCCAUGACCAGGGUGGAACUUCCUCUCGGGCCUAGCCUCCGAGUACGACAACAAGCUCGGGCUUUGGCCCCAAGUUCACUGGUUUUUUUUUUUUUUUUUUUUUUUUUUUUUACCCAAGCCCAUCUCCAGCACCCCUCCAUCCCAAGACUCCUGUCUGCAUUAGCCGCUUUAUCUGCACCGACGAGAAUCAACCUGCGUGCCUCCCUCAAUCCGAAGGAGCGUCCCCGAAGGGGUGUAUGGGGGGAUUUUUCUCCCCCGUUGUCUCUCCUGCACACACCGAGUCCUCUAGAGUCUUCCUCCUUUGGUGCAGUUUUUGCAAACACCUAAAACUCUCCAAGUUCUCGGCAGGGGAGUUUCUCAUCGCACAGAUGUGUUCCUGUUUACCUUCCUGGGGACACCCUGGGACAAGCCAGGACUUCGUUUUCAGCCACUCUGCUUGCUCCCCGCUUAUCCACGCAGAACAUAAAUAUUCCUGCCACUCUUCCAAAGGCUCUCCUCGGGGAUCUCGGUCAGCUCGGCUAGGUAGAAGCCUAGGAGGAGAAUCACAGCCUUUAAGGGCUUGCUGUGGGUUUUUGGAGUCCCGGCUUCCUUGUCAAGGUGACGCAGAGAUGAAACCUUCCCCAUGGUGUGGCCAGGAGCAUGAGGCUUGGGGACUACGGCCCGGAGGGUCUGGUGCUGCGGAGAGUGGAUGAGAACACCCAGUGGAUGAGAACAUUCCACCUUUCAGUGGAGACCUAGCACUUACCUUCCCCAACAACAGAGGGGGGGCCGCUCUUCAAGCCCAAAGUUUGGCAAAAUCCUUCUUUUAUACAAAAUGCCAGUAAGAGCUUGACUGCUGUUGCAGAACUUCUGGGAUGUGAAAUUCUUCCUAAUUAAUAAAAGGGUUCCUUACACCAGCAGCUUCACAUAAAGCAGUUUCUCUCCAGCAAUAUUGACUUCCCUGGGGAAGCGUUAAAGUGUUUGGUGAGUGAUCUGUUCUCCCUUGACCUGGCUGGGAACCUUAACCUUUUUCUUUUUUCUUUCUUUCUCUUUUUUUUUUUUUUUUUUUUUGCACAUGAGGGAAUUUGGCCUUUCCUCAGUUAUCUGAAUGUUUUACCCAAGUGCCUUCCCGCUAUUGUAGCAAAGUCUCCCUGCUUCGUUGUGCCUGGAUGGAGCGAAGCAGGGCUAACGUGUAUUUCCAUCGAUCUUCCAACUCUGUCCGUGAAAAGGGGGUCCCGCUAGUUGAGAGUCUUUAACACACAUAUGUGGGGGUGUGUGUGUGUGCGCAUGCAUCUAAUGCACACGCCAGCUUUUUCUAAGACCUCCUAGCUGGAUAUUAGCGGAAGCGUGUCCAUAAACAACUAUACCAAAUAACAAAAGACAGAGAAACCAAAGCAUUAGUUUUGAGACUUAAACAGGCGAGAGAAUGGGUAUUAAGAACUGACAGCGAUCAAGAAAGUUUGGUCGGUAACAAACGCCAGGAGGAAAUUUUGCCAAGAGGAAUCACUCAUGAAAUAUUUUCAGUCUGGGAAGAGGCAAUAUGAUCCUCUAAGAGAAGGAGAAAAAUAAGGAUGUCUAAGUGGUAAAGAUGUGUGUGUUGCACGUGAUAGAAAGGAUCUCAGGUCGAGGUUUGCACUUGCUACAUCCAAGGUAAAUGGGUAGCGCCACCAACAGAAAUCUACCGUGUUGCUGAAUGUAGUAGAUUUCCAAAGUCUGCAAGUCUUCUGGUAUUGUACAAAAAUACUGCUGCUUCAUAAUAUAUAAGAGCGAUCCAAAUUAGUAGGUUAUUAAAUUUUAUUUUCUUAUCUGUAUGUUUAUGCUUUUUAUCUGUCCUGAAAAUAUCACACACACCCUCUGUUGGAAUUAGAAAAUAUUUAUAAAUGGUUGAAAUCUUUUUCAGGUGUUUCUUUUUGCAUAUGUUGAUUUUUUUUUCCCCCUAAGGGAAAUGAUGUAUUCUUGAAACUGUGUGAUUCAUGCUGGCAAAGCAAACAAAAGCCAAAAACCCAGCUCCGAGCCUGUCAGUCACCAGAGUCUUAGACAAAAGCGUCCCUGGAGACGGGGGAUUGCUUUGCUGAAGAAGGAACGCUCUGAUGCUUGCUUAGGAGGAUGUAGAGUUCAGCUCUGAGCCUUCAUCUGGUCACGGAGGAGAAUUGUAAAGUGUUGAGAUUCUCCCACAGCAGUGCGUAGUAGGUGAUUCUGAAUUAAAAACAAAACUGCCUGUAUUGUAAUAGGGUUCUGUGAACGAGAAUCCCAGAAUCCCAAGUGCGGGCUCCUGUUUACAAAGCUAACCAAAUCUGGGUAGAUAAGCCCGCCUCCCCCAUGCAUUAUCCAAAGGACCUGCAGAAUUUUCCAGCAGGGACACACCCUAGAUGAAUCAGGUUGAUUUCUUCUAGAAGCUGGGAAGCACUGAUGUGGCCUUUCUUGUUUACAUCCAGUAGCCAAGACGUCGUUCUCAGGAAGCCAGCCUUGGCCAGUGUGGGAGCGGUCCCUUGUAGACAGAUUGGAAGCUGAUGUGUUCUAGUUGUCACUGAAUGUGUUUAUUUUCAUGUCAAACACUUUCCAAGUGCUUUCUGUCAUUCAGAAUCGAAAGGCUGUCAGAGGUCCGCUUUUUGUAAACGCGAACAAUUUUGCUCACAUUUACAAGAGGCAUGGGGGUUGUGACAUUCUUGACGAGCUGGGAUAAACCUUCCUGCACUCAGCUUUUGGAGGGAUAACCCUGGCAGGUACCCAGCACAUCCUAACCUCCCUUGGAGAUGGUCCCUGAGCAAGUCAUCCUGAAAAGGAGAUGGGGUGCUGGCAACACUGACCAUUUUGCCUUGAUGCACCUGUUAGCGGACCAAACACCUGCGAGCUUCCUGGCUCAGGGGGUUGGGUGCACUGGAUAUGAAGCCGUUCCCUGUAGAGAGGUGUUUUCAGCAUGGCGGCUGUGUAAGCAGACAGAGGCUGGGGUUGAGACAAACUUAGCCUCCAGAGCAUCUUGUCGAAGAAACUUCCUUACCCCCAUUGCCUCUACAGCCCUCAGAGGGGAGAAAAUGUUGACAGUGCUGUUAGAUCUCCAACAAACAGAAUUCUCUGCAACAGGUGGUGCUGGAAGGCUUAGGUUUUUUAGAAAUCUCGACUGUUAAAGAAGUUUGAAUACAUCACAUUCCUAUGCAAAACGUUUUUAAUCUCCAGUUUAAUGUAGUUUAUUUUUGCUAUAUGUAAAGUAUUUUUAUACGGCUUGUAUCAUGAUAGUUUAGCAAUAAAAUGGUUGAAA
This is a messenger RNA of Mustela erminea (ermine), 7441 nucleotides long. RefSeq names its product nuclear factor of activated T cells 2 (gene NFATC2). Gene Ontology annotation, cellular component: transcription regulator complex. Gene Ontology annotation, molecular function: transcription factor binding; DNA-binding transcription factor activity, RNA polymerase II-specific; RNA polymerase II cis-regulatory region sequence-specific DNA binding. NCBI's taxonomy places the organism in Eukaryota, Metazoa, Chordata, Mammalia, Carnivora, Mustelidae. The transcript has 11 exons. The record is from RefSeq and is a predicted model, not a curated record. Gene Ontology annotation, biological process: calcineurin-NFAT signaling cascade; regulation of transcription by RNA polymerase II; cytokine production. Bases 280 to 3033 code for a protein of 917 amino acids.